Molecule: messenger RNA, 3097 nt
Organism: Toxoplasma gondii ME49
Lineage: Eukaryota; Apicomplexa; Conoidasida; Eucoccidiorida; Sarcocystidae
Exons: 10
Coding region: 1-2928 (975 amino acids)
Source: RefSeq, a predicted model, not a curated record
AUGGCAGCUCCAGGGGGGAAAGGAGGAGGGAAAGCCAACUCGAAAGCAACCCCGAAAGGCUCCUCCAGUGGAGGACGCACAGAUACUAAAGGAGUGGCGAAUCCCCAAGGCAAAGCAGCCGGAAGUGGAAAGAAAAACAACAGAGAUAUCGACAGAAAUCCGCUUCUGGGGAUUACCCUCGAGCCAGAAGUGGCCUGUUCCCUCGCUGUGAAGCCCCCAACCAUCCACAGCGCAACAGUCGUUCUCGUCCUUGACGAAGAAAAACCAUCCAGUGACCCUUCUAGGGGCAACGCUGAGACAGGCGACAUUGCGACACAACUCCGGGUAUCUUUAGAGAAUUUACAAAAUGCCCAUGGAAGGCCUCAAACUGCUCAAAACGACGAGGAAGCUCUUCCUGAGAUUGUCCUCAUCACGCUGGAAGAUGUGUUUGAGUAUGGCCGGGCCAAGAGUCUUUUGAUUCAAGAUGCCAAGGCGAAAUUGGGAAGUGAGAUGAAGGAGGAAGAUUUUGCGAGAUCCCUGGCUCAAGCUCGCGCAGAGUAUCUGUCGGCGGUUGAGAGGCGACGCCUAAAUAUUUUGCAGAAAGGCGCACUUGAGCAAAGCCUUUCAAAAGAAUGCGAAUCGCCUCAGCCGGGCGUGUCGCUGGGAGAGGCACCAAGUCUCUCGGGGGGGAACAGGCGGACGACGGAAGAGAACAGAACGCCCUUGAAAGAGUCCUUGGCUUCCGACACCGGCGCGGUGCCUCGAAACCUACAGCUAGGGGAAACGCAUGUCUCUGGACAGCCUCGCGGCGACGAAGAGCGAACAGACGAAGAGAGGGACGCUGUCGUCGACCAGAUAGAUGUCCUCUUCGUUCUUCUCGAAGUCCCUUGGAGUCCUGAGCUGUGCGCCGCCCUCUCCGAGAAACGCCUGGCAGUCGACUUGAUUUUAUUUCUCACGCCAAAGUCCGUGACGGAACUGAGGGAACACAGCAGCUUCGAUCGUUUGCCGACAGACCUGCAUCUCUUCUACCAAACCAUCAACCAAGCUCCUCCAGGAAGCGAAUUCUCCAGGACAGCCAUGGAAACAAUACCCAACAUUAGACAGCAGGAGUCUCUGGCUCAACCGUGGUCUCUGAUUGCGAGGAAAAGCUUGCAGGUGAUGCAGGAGAAAGCAGCUUUUUCUGUUUUUCUUUCGCAGACACGUCGUGUGGAAGCUGCCAAGUUUUUAGAGCCUACCUUCGGACUCCCAGGAGACGCUUUCCUGCGGGCAAAGGCUGGCCCUUCUGUGGCGGGACUCGGGAGCGGUCGUCGCGGAGGGAAGAAGGAAGAAGAACAAGAGCUCUCGACGCACGACGACGACAAGAAGAAGAAGAAAAAGAAGAGUUCUGGAAAGAAGGAACAAGACGCGCUUGACAGAGACAGAUCGUCUGCACAUUCUGGAGACGUCGGGAUCCGCGGCGGCGACCCCGGGAAGCCUCUGCCGAGUCUCAGCGAGAACAGACUGGUGUACGAUGCACUCUUCUCCUCCAUCGCAGCCGAGCACCAGGACAGUGCCCUCUUUCUCCACUGCGUCAUGGAACAAGUUCAGGAAAAUGUCACUUCCCAAAUCAGCGCUGCUGUCCCCGAUAGUGAAGGUGGGCGGCCAGAAGGUCCAUCAGAGACCGCAGGAAAAAACACCGCCGCCAACGUCGCCGUGCUCUGCCGGGUGUAUCCCUUUUUCCCUGAGCUUCCUCCGAAGCAAACUGACCAUCUGCUGCUUCUCCUCGAAUUCGAGUUUCUGCUGAAGUCUCUUUUUCCAAAUGCCCCGACGCCUUCCUUGUCGGUUUCUCGCACCUUCCACGAACAACUCACUCCACCCCAGCUCAUCGAUACUCUCAGCGAAACUCUAAGGACUCCCGGAAUGUAUAUUGCCCAGCGUUAUGUCCCCCGAUCGGAUACUCUCUUGCUGGCGCUCUACCACCGCCCUCGCCCCGGGUGUGUCUUGUCGCACGAAUGGGAGUCUCUCGAAAUGGUUCCGGUGCCGAGUCUGUACGAAUUUCUCUCUUUCCAUCGACUUUCGAGAGAUACAGAGGAAUACCAAACGCCAACAUGUCUCGCCGACCUCGACAGGGAGCGGCACGGAAAUCUCCGUCUUCUAGAGCAGACUCUCAUGCCUCACGACGACUCGGUGAUCUCGGUGGCAACGGGCACCUCAGGAGCAGGGCGACUGUUUCCAUUCCCCAAUUUGGAAAAGCUCGAGUUCGAAGAACGCCUUGAACAGCAGCAGGAAACCGAGAAGCUGAAGAGACCGAGACUCAGGAAACAUGCUGAGGAGACGGACGCCGGCACUGAGGUUCGGCGAGAGCCUCGCUUCUGUCCUGAGCCGCUGCAUGCGUCGCGCAGCGUGAGUGUGACUCGGCCCUCGACCAGCUCGACGUUUUUUUUGAGGGAAGACCAGGCGUUUGCAGAAGCAUGCGAAGAGCUGAGGGUCUUUCUCGAAGCCGGUGUCCAGGCCUCUCUCGCGUUGCUGGCCGCGCCGCAAGGCGCAUCCCAGCCAGGAAAGGAGGCCGCCGGCAAAGACAGAGAGAAGGAGAAGACUGGACUGGUGAGCAGUUCGAGGCAGGAGCCUGAGGAGAACCAGAAAGGACCUGUUGUGGAGGAUGUCGACCUCGCGAGAAAAAACAUUUUCUGGCUGGAGACGGCGUCCUUGGCGAGCUUCGUCUCACACUUCGAGGAUCAGACCCGGCUGCACAUCGCCGCACACACGGUCGAGCUGAUGGACGCGGGCAGAAGUGGAAGAACGCUUCUCGCGGAAGAAGUCCAGAACGCGCGAGCAGCCGUCGCCCUCACGUUCCCCACCGGCAGCGUCGUGCAGGUCACACCGGACGGAUCCAUCUGGGAAGGUAACGACGCUGCUCUCUGGAAGCGUCUGAAGCAAAGCUACGGGUAUAAAAAGACAGACACUCGAUGACUUGACGAGCGUAGCAACCGACACAAAGACUCUCGACUACGCCUCCUCGCACUGGCACAUGCUCAUGUAUCCGUUCAUCCAUCUAAAGUUAUCUCUCUCUAUCACGCUCCCUUCUUUCUCUGUAUGAACGCAUGCUUCUGUAUGUGCGCGCGUAUCCUGACGUCCGUGC